AUGGAAAGAUAUAAAAUUUUGGAGGAGCUUGGUGAUGGCACUUGUGGUAGUGUAUAUAAGGCUCGUGAUUGGAGAACAAAUGAGAUUGUUGCAGUCAAAAAGAUGAAGAGGAAGUUCUUUUUCUGGGAGGAAUACUGGAGAUUACGAGAGAUUAAGGUACUCCGUAAAUUAAAUCACCCCAAUAUCAUAAAGUUGAAGGAGGUUGUCAGGGAAAACAAUGAGGUGUUCCUCAUUUUUGAGUACAUGAACUAUAAUCUAUACCAAAUAAUGAAAGAACAAAGAAGACCCUUUUCAGAGGAUGAGAUUCGUAGCUUUAUGUCUCAAUUGCUGCAUGGACUUAAUCACCUCCAUAGAAGUGGAUAUUUUCACCGAGAUCUAAAACCGGAGAAUUUGCUGGUGACAAAUGAUGUUCUUAAAAUUGCCGACUUCGGAUUGGCUAGAGAAGUAUCAUCGGUUCCUCCUUAUACCGAAUAUGUUUCCACACGUUGGUAUCGAGCACCAGAAGUCCUGUUACAGUCCAAAUUAUACACUCCUGCAGUUGACAUGUGGGCUGCUGGCGCAAUCCUAGCUGAGCUUUUCAAUUUGUCCCCUAUUUUCCCUGGUGAAAGUGAGAUAGACCAAUUGUUCAAGAUAUGCUGUGUGCUUGGUACUCCAGACUUGACUAUCUUCGCUGAAGGGACAAAUGCCUCUCGAUUAUAUGGCAUUAUUAAUUAUGAAAAGAUCUUGCCUGCAAACCUCUCUGAUAUCAUUCCAAACGCAAGCCCAGAAGCUAUUGAUUUGAUCCAACAACUAUGUUCAUGGGAUCCAUCAAGGAGGCCAGCUGCAGAUGAAUCAUUACAACAUCCCUUUUUCCAUGUUGGCUGGGUUCCUCAUUCACUCCGUGAUCCACUUGACCUGAAGCUAAGUAUCAUGGGAGCAAAGCCAACGCUUGAGUUGAAAUUAUCAGACUUUGGUGCUGAACCUGAGGACUGCUUUCUUGGCUUGACGCUGGCUGUGAAGCCCAGUGUUCCAGAAUUUGAUGUGGUUCAUGAUGUAUCGCAGCAUACAAAAGAGGAUUCUUUAUUUUGCUCUGGUUUGGAAGAUCAUUCAGGACGAUCUGUUUUUUGGUCUCUAAUGCCUCCUGAUCAAGGUGGAAUCUGUGCCCCAGUAGAGCCUUCCUUUUCUUUAUCAUUCAGUUCAAUUCAACAUCCAUCAGUCAGAGUUCCACAAUCAGCUGGUUUCUCCAUCCCACCGUUGCAGCCUAACAUCUUAGAUGGUCCAUUGUUGGCCAUGUCUUCUUCCUUCCCACAAAGCCAUUGCCUCUGA
Prunus armeniaca (apricot) is the source of this 1305-nucleotide messenger RNA. The record is from the annotation of a GenBank genome assembly. Lineage: Eukaryota; Viridiplantae; Streptophyta; Magnoliopsida; Rosales; Rosaceae.